Molecule: messenger RNA, 1894 nt
Organism: Aphis gossypii (cotton aphid)
Lineage: Eukaryota; Metazoa; Arthropoda; Insecta; Hemiptera; Aphididae
Exons: 9
Coding region: 286-1881 (531 amino acids)
Source: RefSeq, a predicted model, not a curated record
UAUCUUUAUUGUUUACAAUUGAGUUUUAAAAGUUAUCCAAUAAGAUAGGUUACAUAAGUGACACGCGCCCGAGUGUAAAACGUGAAAUGUUAAUGUGCGGAUCUGAAUUGAACUGAUUUAUUUUAGCAAUUAUUUAUUCGAUCAGAGUAUUAAUCAUAGUGUACAUAGUGUUAUUGUGCGAUUUAUAAGAUUUAUUUAAUUUAUGUUCAAAAGUAUUAUAACGGCUUUUCUUAAUUAAUAAGUAUUUAUCGAAUUAAUAUUCAGAAUCAUAAAAAUUAAGAUAACAUGAUUCCAGUCACUGAAGGAGUAGAAUGUAUCAUGAAGAAAAGCUAUAAUGAUCAUGACGAAAAAGAUUUAACAACAACUAAUGAACAGAGAAAAGUUAUAACAAAUAAUCAAAAUUCUAUUAAUAUGAAUAAAGUGAAUACAGAAAUAAAUGAAUGUGUUACACAACAAAAUAAUCCAUCGUCGUCAGUUGAAAACUAUCAAUACAGACACCACAUUAGUCUUGAUAAUCGUAUACUAUCAGAACAAUCACCAUCAACACGUAAUAAACUUAAAAAUGAGGACAACAUAACAAAUAAUCUACACGAUUUAGAAAAUACAAACAUUGAUAAUAGUGAACAUGAGUCUAAAACAAUGAUUGCCAAAACACAAGAAAAUAAAUCACCUAUAUCUGUAUUGAAUCAAUGGGCUGUAGGUGGUAAAGGAAAAAAAUCAAUUGCUGUAUCAUAUGUGCUUACAGGUGUUACCGGACAAUCACAUAAGCCAAUAUAUACAUACAUGUGUCAAAUACACAAUACUACAGCUUUACGAGAGGGAAAAUCUUUAAAGGAAGCAAAACAAAAUGCUGCUGCCCAAAUGUGGGAAAAACUUUUUGAUUUUAAAAUAAACUCUUUGAACGACAAUGAUAAAAUUAUAACGUCUACUACAACCACUGAUAACUUUGAAGUUAAUGAAAAUGAUACAUUUUUUAGUAGUACUGAAGGAUCACAAAUUAUACAUGAAACUAAUUCAGAUAUCGACGAUAAUGAAUUACAACAAUUUAAUAAUAAAGAAGUACAAAAUAUGGCACAUUGCAAUAUGAAUCCUAUUGGAGCCUUAUCAGAGUUAUGUACAACUUAUAAAUGGACACCGCCAUUCUACAGUAUUGAAACAAUAAGCAAAGACCAAACGAUAUAUAAAACAACAUUAUACAUGGCUACUUGUAAAAUUUUUGAUUUACAACUAAAAGGAACUGCUACUACAAAGAGAGGAGCUAAACGUUAUGUCGCACAUAAGAUGUUUAAAACAAUUUUUGAGUUUGGCCCAGAAAGAUUCAUUGAAUUAAAAUCUGCAUAUUUAAAAACACAGUUAAUAACUAAAGAUUGUGUACUAAGUACAUGCAUUGAUAUACAUAAUGAAGAAAAUCAAAAACAAUCAAAUCACUGGUUUCCAGCACAUUGUUUCCGAUCACAUUUUACAAAAGCAACUGCAGCUAAAAAAGUUAUGAAUGAUAUAACAAAACUUCCUUCAUUUGAGGAUAUGACGGAUUUGGAACAAUAUAUUGAAAAUGAUGAUCCAAAUGUAAGCAAUAUUAGUAAAUUGGAUAUUGUAUGCAAGGAACUAGAUUUUCAAGCAAUUUAUGUAUGUCUGGGAGUUCAAAUAAAAGAAGAUAUUACAAAUAACAAUGGCCAAGAUGAAUAUGCUGAGUAUGGUGUAUUAGUACAAGUUACAUCUUUACCAACCACCAUUACAACUGGAUAUGGUGCCACUUCGGAUAGAGCAGCAGAAGAAGCUGCUAAAUGUAUACUACAAACGUUUAAAACAAUGUUGCGCUUUACUAAACCAGCCACCAUAAACAAUAACAAUAAGGAAGAGCAAUUUGUAUACGUAUUGUAACAUUUAAAUUAAG